AUGAAAUCCUUUAUAUGGAUCGGAUUCUUUUGUCUGAUUUGUAGAUCAGAACAGAAAUCUACACCGCUAGAUAGCAGCUAUAUUGCAGCGGUUGUCGAGUACGAGACGAACAGGGACACAGAUGUUAAUGUCCAGAAUUACGUCAAUUUAAUUAAGGAUGCUGCAAAUCAGAAUGCAGAUAUAAUAGUUUUUCCGGAAAUGACAUUAAACCGCUUACGAAGCAGAAGUAUACCAGUUCCUAUUUACGGUCUCCUGAAGACGUAUCCAGUGCCCGCUCUUCAAAAGGAUUUGUAUAAUGACAUCCUUGUAGCCAUAUCAGCAGCAGCUCGCGAGAACAUGAUCUACGUAGUGAUAAACAUCCAGGAAGUAAUGAACUGUGAAGAUGCUCCCGGGGAAGAGUGUCCCGAAAAAAAGACGUAUUAUUUUAACACAAAUGUCGUGUUCGAUAGAGAAGGUGCUGUUAUCGACAGGUACCGCAAAAUUAACCUAUUUGGAGAGAUUUCUCGUACUCCAGCGCUGAAGCCGGAACUCGGGAUCUUCGAUACUGAUUUUGGCGUCAGGUUCGGCCACUUCAUCUGUUUCGAUCUGAUGUUCCAAGUGCCAGCUGUGCAGACUCCUCAGAAAUAUAAUGUGACCGAUGUUAUAUUCCCCACUAUGUGGUUUUCCGAGAUGCCUUAUUUAACAGCGGUUCAAAUACAACAGGCUUACGCAUAUCAAUUGGAUGUUAACUUCUUAACUGCUGGAGCGAACAAUGUACGAGUGGGCAGUGCAGGUUCUGGAAUAUAUUCAGGAAAAGCUGGUGCACUGAUAAGCAUAAUGCCGGGCGUUCCCACAACUCGCCUUCUCGUUGCCAGAGUUCCAAAAGUUCCAGGAGAGGUAACAGAGCCAUCUACCGGACCAAUCUAUGACGACCCUGCUGAGCGCGAUAACCUUCUUUUGAAGAGCGAUCCAUCAAUAUCUGCGCACACCAGUCGCUUGCUGGUUCCAGGCUAUCAAGAAUUCAUUCUCACGAGUGGAGAUACGGUCUGCAACUUCAGAAUUAACAUGACACAAACGGACAAUACGUUGUAUAAAUAUCGAGCUGCUGCGCUGAACGGAGUACGAACAUUCGACGGUGUAGCAUCCGGAGGAACUAAGAUCUGUAGUGUGUUCACGUGUACUGGAGAUACCAUAGACACGUGUGCUAAGAGGUUUGAAAAAUACACACCAAACUCCUUCGCAAAGUUUGAAGAGCUCAACAUUAACGCGUUCUUGACAACACCACGUCGUAACGAAGACCUACAAGUAGAUAACAUAGCCUAUUACCCAGUGUCGCUGCAACCGACUAUCUUACCCCUGGAGGCCAAAGAUUAUUCUCUGAACAUAACUUCUCUUUUCGGUGUUGUAGAUAUUUACAAUUACCAAUUGAUCAAUACUAACGCUGAGUUAUACUCCUUUGGUAUUUUUGGUAGAGUUUUUGGAAGAGAUGGAGAAGAACCUACUCCGCCGUGGGUUGACCCUGAACUUGAAACCACAAGUACUCCAUCCCCUGGUACUCAGCCAACAGAUGCACCAGGAUCUGCAGCAGUAUUUCAUUUAACUAUUUCUACGAUAAUUCUGCUUGUAUUUACUCUUGCUGUAUUGUCAUAG
Molecule: messenger RNA, 1629 nt
Organism: Leptosia nina
Lineage: Eukaryota; Metazoa; Arthropoda; Insecta; Lepidoptera; Pieridae
Source: the annotation of a GenBank genome assembly